This is a messenger RNA of Pestalotiopsis fici W106-1, 2541 nucleotides long. RefSeq lists its product as uncharacterized. Gene Ontology annotation, molecular function: DNA-binding transcription factor activity, RNA polymerase II-specific; zinc ion binding; DNA binding. The transcript is spliced from 6 exons. Gene Ontology annotation, biological process: DNA-templated transcription; regulation of DNA-templated transcription. The record is from RefSeq and is a predicted model, not a curated record. Lineage: Eukaryota; Fungi; Ascomycota; Sordariomycetes; Amphisphaeriales; Sporocadaceae. The coding region runs from base 1 to 2541 and encodes 846 amino acids.
AUGUCACCUUCCACUGGUCUCAUUGCUUGUGAGCAGUGCGGCGAGACGUUUCUGCGCAAGGAGCACCGUGACCGUCAUGCCCUCCGGCAUUCUGGGCUCAAACCAUUUCGCUGUGACAUCUGCAAUCGAGCGUUUCCACGAAGAGACUCACUAUUGCGCCACUGGACCAAUCAUCAUUCUCAGGGCGACUUGUCAGAAAACAACAGGCGUGCUGCACAAGCAUGCAUCCGCUGUGCCAGACUUAAACAACGAUGCGAAGGCGGUCGUCCCUGUCGUCGAUGCAUGCGGCAAAACAGUCUUUGCGAGUACCGCCCAGACAGGAUUUUGAAUGAAGAAGGAGUACAAGCCCUGCAAUCAACUGACGUAGGGGAUGUCGAUUCUGGUUCCCAAGCAACGCAAAAUUAUUCUGAUGUGGAACAACAUACAGCGAUUAGCACCGAAACUGCUACGCACCCAGACUUUUCUCCACAGGCGUCGUGGUAUCGUCCUGCAGAGAUGAAUCAACCACUCGUGAUAGGAAACCCGACAGAGUUGACACCGCCAAUGUCCCACGAAUCCUGGAACAUAGACAACGGGUCGGCCAUAAGCAGCUUGCCCUCCGUAUUGGACCUACACGAACCUACAUUCCUGGACUUUGUCGACGCUGGAAGAUCAGGAUUUGCCUUCUUGUCAGCAAAUACGGUCUACCAAUGCCCACCACUGGACCUGUUUCAUGCUGAGGCAGUCACAUGCGAUGGCCAGCCGCAUCAACUUCCUGGAAAUACGCCUUCUUCGAGCCACCCAAUCAAUGAAAGCCAAAUGAGUAUUAUGGGUGCAUCUCGAGAUGCUAAUCAUGCUACGUCCCUCUCAGAAUGCCCAUUCGAUCCGCUUACACUUUCGCCACGUAAACAUCUUCCUUGCCUCGAAUUCCCUCCACCGCCACCAGAUCUUGUCCAAGCUACCCAGGCUGAAAUGUUUGGACAUGUUGCCAUGAUCUCAGAUUAUCACAUUGAACCUUUACAUAUAUUUUACACGCAGCAACGAGGUUGCGAAGCAUCUCCAUUUAUUAGCACAGACGUUCUUCAUGCAUUUGUGGAACUUUAUUUAGAAUAUUUCGAUCCAAAGUUUCCAUUUUUACAUCACACAAAACUGAGAGGAACUGGCCUGCAUUGGGUUGUUCUAGUGGCUGUUGCAGCCAUUGGAAGCCAGUACUCAGCAAUACCAGCUGCUAAAGAGUAUGGUUUGGUGCUUCAGGACCUGUUGAGUCGGGCUCUCCGAGAUCAUGCAAUACAAAACAAGGGAGUGGACACUGCCUUUGUACAAAGUCUUUUUCUACGCCAUGUUCUACUUUUCUUCUCAGGAAGCAAAUCAUUCCACGUUAUGUUGCAGUGGGAAAGAAGUAUGCUCGUUGACGCCUUGAAGAAUAGAGCUCAUCAUGACGACCUAAAUCAACGGAGUCAUGAUAAAACUGACCGCGAAAGAAAUGAAGACUGGCGCGCCUGGCUAUUGUCGGAAGAAAAGGCUCGCCUUAUUCAUUGUGUUCACGCGUUGGAGUGUCUUGAGUACGUGUUCCUUGACCAACCACCAUUGUUCAAUCUUGCGGAUUUGGUCCAAGAUCUGCCCUGUAACGAAAGCCUAUGGCAGUGCCAGACGGCCAUGGAAUGGCGGCAAUGUUUGAACCAGAGCUCAGACUCACCAGCCUGCCAACCUGUUGCGAAUGCUCAGUCGGCAUUGGCUCAAGAUUCGUCGCAACUAAUGACUUUCGCGAUGAGAACAUAUCCACUCGAGCUCUAUGUUGAUGAUAGACUGCGUGGCCACCACAUGCGAUCAUCAAGGAGACUGCAAUCAAUGUAUGUGAGAGAAGACGUGCACGGAGAUGGCAUUCUAAACUCACCGCAGGUUUCCUUUGAAACCUCUUCAAUCGUGGAUAAGGUCAUUGACGAACAAGCAUAUGCAAAACUGGGUAGAAUACACACGCAAGAUCUGUUGAUCCAUGUUCUGGCAAUUUUGAGACAUGUUCCUCUCGUAAGGCUAUACCAUGCUAUCGGAUGGCAGACAGACAAGGCAGAGAUGGAAAAGUCGCGGUCUUGCCUUGCCAAGAUUCUUCAGAAAGACAGGAAGACAGCUCGCCGUUGUCUCUGGCAUGCAACUACCAUCUUUACAAAGCUGCGUAAUGCUCGGCAUUUUGCAUGCUACGAUACACUCAACUUGUGUGUCGCGGUAUGCUUUCUCUGGUUAUUCGCAAAGUUCGGUAAAGAAAAUCGGGAUCAGUCACGGUUGUCGAGUAUCAUGAACCCGGUAGGGCCGAAGACAUCAGCAGUUCGGGUCGACAAGCUUGCGAAGAAAGAGGAUGUGAGAGAGUGGAUCUUGGCAGGAGACGACACUGAAGUGUACAUUACCGGGAUAGGCUGUUUACAAGGGCCCAAUAGCCACAACAUCGUGCUGCGUGAUGCGGUCAAGAUCCUUACGAAGCAGACGACCUGGUCUGGCUUAUGCCAAAGUUUGGCCAAGGCCUUUGCGCGAAUCAAAAACGAUGAGAUGGUGGAUUUGGAUUCAGAAUAA